Molecule: messenger RNA, 3491 nt
Organism: Sardina pilchardus (European sardine)
Lineage: Eukaryota; Metazoa; Chordata; Actinopteri; Clupeiformes; Clupeidae
Gene: srek1
Product: splicing regulatory glutamine/lysine-rich protein 1
Exons: 12
Coding region: 122-1930 (602 amino acids)
Cellular component (GO): nucleoplasm
Molecular function (GO): RNA binding
Source: RefSeq, a predicted model, not a curated record
CCAUUGGGACUGGCAGCAUUUUUGCCAUAAGCUCAUGCAAUAUUAGCCAGUUAGCAAGGUUACAUUAUAUUCUUCACAUAUUCUGUGAAAGGAGUGUCUGCCUUAAUCCUGCGUCCUAAGAAUGAGCGGAAUACCAGGCACCGACGUAAUACAGAUAACUAAUCUGUCAUCAGCUGUAAACAGCGAGCAAAUGCGGACUCUUUUUGGCUUUCUCGGUGACAUCGAAGAGUUGCGCCUAUAUCCCCCCGACAAUGCCCCACUGUCUUUUUCAUCGAAAGUGUGUUACAUAAAGUACCAAGAUCCUUCCAGUGUUGGUGUGGCACAACAUUUAACCAACACUGUGUUUAUUGACAGAGCUCUGAUCGUUGUGCCAUGUGCAGAGGGGAAGAUUCCGGAAGAGGCCAAGGCACUCUCGCUUUUGGCGCCCAGCACUCCAGCGACCAACCUGCUACCCAGUGGAGGAGGGGGGCUGUUACCCAGUGGAGGCGGCGGCCUCUUGCCCAGUGGUGGAGGGGGCCUCUUGCCCAGUGGUGGAGGAGGGCUCCUACCGAGUGGAACUGGAGGGCUCUUGCCCAGUGGAACAGGAGGGCUGUUACCGAGUGGAACUGGAGGGCUCCUUCCUAGUGGAACUGGAGGGCUCUUGCCCAGUGGAACUGGAGGGGUGCUCCUACCCAGUGGCGGAGGGGGACUCCUACCCAUCCCCACCCCAUCCCCGAAUCGCUCCGUGAGUCUCCCCCCAGUGGCAGCCCUGGCAGUGCUUCCGGCUGUGUUGGACCCUUCUCUCAGUGCCCUUGGGAGUGUGUCGCAGCCUCCCAUCAUGGGGAAUGUGGAUCCCUCUAAAAUCGAUGAGAUAAGGAGGACCGUCUACGUGGGUAACCUGAACUCUCAGACGACCACCGCUGAGCAGCUACUGGAGUACUUCAAGCAGGUCGGCGACGUGAAGUUUGUGCGUAUGGCCGGCGAUGAGACACAGCCCACGCGUUUCGCUUUCGUGGAGUUCGCUGACCAGGACUCCGUCGCCAGGGCCUUGACUUUCAACGGAGUAAUGUUUGGAGACAGACCACUAAAGAUCAACCAUUCCAAUAACGCCAUUGUGAAGCCCCCCGAGCUCACUCCCCAGGCAGCAGCCAAAGAGCUGGAGGACGUGAUGAAGAGAGUCCGCGAGGCCCAGUCCACCAUCGCUGCUGCCAUCGAGCCAGCUGACGAAGAGCGCUCCUCCAGCCGCUCCAGACGUUCCAGGAGGUCUCGUUCUCGGUCCCGCUCCAGGUCCCGUUCGCGCUCGCGGUCCCGGUCCAGGAGGAGGCGCUCACGCUCCAGACAGAGGAGUAAGACGUCGCAGAGGUCGCGUCAUGGGGACUCGCAAAGCUCGCGUGGUUCCCACAGGAGGCGCUCUCGCUCUCGAGACAGGAGGCACAGCCGCAGCCGUUCCAGGGACAGACGGAAAGAGAGGGACGGUAGAGGGCGGAAUAAAGAUGACGACUGGGAAAAGGAUGACCGGCGGAAGGAGAAACGCUUGAGGACUCCUCCAAAAAGCUAUAGUGGGUCCCGGAGAUCACACAGCACAAGCAGAGGGCACAGGAAACGAAGCCGUACUCGAUCCAGGUCCCCGAGAAGGAAAGUCAAAUCCCCAACACCAAAGAGAGGAAAGAAGGACAAGAAGCGGGAGAAGACUAGAGACAGCAGCAGGGAGCGGAGGGAGCGCUCGACCUCCCGGAGGAUGAGCACCCGAGACAAAGACAGACAAGAUGGCAAGGCCAAGCACACUCCGGUGCAGUGUGACUACGACAAUGAGGAGAAAGAGUACGAGAGCGACGCGUCGGGAUCAGGCAGCGAGGAUGUGUCGCCGCCAGCACAGCACAACGGCAGUUACAGAAGCCGAAACGGGGAUGACGACGAUGACGAGCUACAUGUGGCGGAGGCCACUGCGUGAAGUACACACACACACACACACACUCGCGCACACACUCACACAUGCACAGAACUCAGACAGAAGUUCCCUGCUACUCCUUGUCAAGUGCUCGGUCCCUUGCUUCGUCCCGUAGAAGUGUACUGACGACGCCCCCGUAAGAAUCGCCUCUUGUUCUCCUUCCCAAAGCUUCUCGCUGCUGUGAAAUCCUCUCCUUGUCAUAUGAUAUUCAUAUGGGGAAAGUGGACCUGAAAAUGUACAGUUUUUUUGUUAAUGAGUAGAACUUUACUGUAUGAAUAUUGAUGGGUUUUUUUUCAUGUUUUAGAUUUAUUUCUCCCCACUUUCAUUCUAAGUGUGUUUUGUGUGUGUGUGUGCGGGCAUGCGCGUGUGCAAGCGCACAUUCGUGUGAGUGAGAGUGUGUGUGUUUUCCUAAGGAUGAUUGAUUCCAUAUAUUUGGCUUUAUCCCUAGUUGUUUUUGUCCUUUUUUUUUACUGUAACUGACUCAAUGUGGCUCUCUGCUUGACAGAUAUUUAGUCUGUGUUGAAAUCAGUUUUCUUUCAGUGUUUUGAAGCAGAAUGGUGUUCUCGGAACUUAAGACAAAACCUUUAAAAGUCAUCGGCUGGCCAGGUCUCCAGACUGUCAACAUGAAGAGGCUUAUUCUUUAUUAAAAAAGAAGUAUAUAUAUAUAUGAAUAUAUAUAUGUUGACAAAAAUGGUGUAGAAGUAUGGAAGGAAAAAGUGCCUAGACCAAGAUUGUAUAAUAUAAUAUACUGCUAUGAAAAAUAAUGAAAAGUAACACUAGUUUUUAAAAUGCACAUAUUCUAGCAUACAUUAAGAUAGAGGGCCGCAGUUUAAAGUUUGUUCGUUUCCUUCCCAAAUUUGAGAGGGGCUCUUUCAUCUUGACUAAUAGCUCUAAAGGUCCCUUGAUCUCCAAUUUUUUUUUUUUUUUUUUUUUUAAAUGUGUUUUUCUGUACUUAUCUUUUUUUAUAUACAGUAUUGUGUUGAGUCUGUCAGGUUUCAGUCUUUAGCCCUGAUACUAUUGUACUAGUACUGCACUCUUGUUACCUGUUGUACCUGAAGUAUUGGUUUGAGAAGCAGAACAGUGGGCUUGGCUCACACUUGCUGGUGUGAUUUCAGGGAGGCAGACCAAGGCAGGGCAGAUCUUGAAAACUCGAACUGAACACUCGGAAAAAUGGGGGCACACAGGCCCCACUCAUUUAAGAAAUAGAACCAUUUUAAAGGCAUAAAUUGUAUUAAAACAGCAUGAAAAAGGAUCAACCACGCUUAAGAUUCAGUAGAGCAUUUCAUUUAUUUAUUUUUUAAAUGCAGAAACCAUUAAUGCUGUUGUCAGGGCAUCUCUUGUUGUCUGUCAUUUGAAAAUCACAGAAGUAUUUGAGGUUAUGGUCGUUGGCUACUAAGACAGGGACUUCCCCAGAGGUAAACAUGGUGUAGUACAGAUAGUGGCAUCUUGGGCUUUGCUGAUUUGUGGUUCUCUUUAACGCUGUAAUUUUGAAAAACAUGAAGAAAUACUGUCUAUCUACAGAAUGGAGUUUCCUUAAAAUGUAAUAAAGAGGCUUUGCUUUAAA